Molecule: messenger RNA, 3425 nt
Organism: Mya arenaria
Lineage: Eukaryota; Metazoa; Mollusca; Bivalvia; Myida; Myidae
Product: heat shock 70 kDa protein 12A-like
Exons: 7
Coding region: 88-2019 (643 amino acids)
Molecular function (GO): ATP-dependent protein folding chaperone; ATP binding
Source: RefSeq, a predicted model, not a curated record
CAGUAGGGUAUAAUGAUUUAAACCAGUUUAUGAGCGCUCAAACUCAAAUUUUUCCUAACAUGGACAAAAAGUGCAGAGAAAUGUUAAAUGUAUGACAAUGUGGUUUUGACCAAUGCGUUAUUGACCAUUUAUAAACCUGUGCCACGCAAUGUUUGGAUUCCUAACUUAAAGAUCAUACAUAAAAACCUUUCCAGGAGGACCUCAAUUUUCAGAAAAUCAGCGAAAGCGAAACCACGCACAUUCCAAAACCUAUUUCGAAACUGGACUUUGAAAAGAGAAGUAAUGGCGUCGAAGUAUUUGCUGGUGGCUAGUAUCGACUUCGGGACAACUUUUUCGGGCUGGGCUUUCUCAUUUAAGCACGAGUUUGAGCGCGAUCCUCUCAAAGUCUUCGCUAAACAGUGGACGGGGGAACAUGUGUCACUUAAAGCGCCCACAUGUGCGUUGAUUCGCCCUGAUGGCCGGAGUAUGGAAGCUUUCGGCUACGAAGCGGAAAACCGGUACGCUGAACUGGCUAUUGAGAAUUGUCACCACUCUUGGUUUUACUUCAAACGUUUUAAGAUGCUGCUGUUUGAUAAAAUGGAACUUCACAGGGACACGGUUAUCGAAGACGCGCUUGGUAAAAAACUUACCGCAAAGACCGUUUUCUCGCUAUGUAUACGCUUUCUUAGAGAGGAUGCCAUGAAGACGAUGAACCAGCGCUUCACUGGAGCUGAGCUCAAAGACGAAGAAGUAUUGUGGGUUCUCACAGUACCGGCUAUUUGGAAUGACCCUUCAAAGCAGUUUAUGAGGGAAGCGGCCGAAGAGGCUGGCAUCAACGGAAGUGAUUUAUUGAUUGCCCUCGAGCCAGAGUCUGCGUCUCUAUAUUGUCGCCACCUACCGGCAGAAAUGUGUCGUGGAACAAGUGUCUCUGUCUCUACUUUCAAACCCGGGACAAAAUACAUGGUUCUCGAUGCCGGAGGCGGAACUGUUGAUAUUACGGUCCAUGAGGUUCUUGCUAAUGGCGGUUUGCGGGAGCUCCACAAAGCUAGUGGGGGCGCCUGGGGUGGAACAAAGGUCGAUGAAGCCUACGAAAAAUUCUUGGACGAAGUUACUGGAGGCAAGGGUGUCCUUAAACAAUUUAAAGAAAAGCACAUGGAAAACUAUGUCGAUCUGAUCCGAGACUUCGAGAUAAAGAAAAGAGACAUAUCCACGACAGGAAAGUCAAACUUCAGGUUGCCUUCAACGUUAACUGAGUUGAUAAAAGAGAUUACAGGAAAAACUAUCAAAGAAACGAUUCUUCAGUCAGUCUACAAGGAAUCAGUCUCUUUCAUCGGCGACAAGCUAAGGGUAGAAGCCAAAAUUGCGAUGAAGUUUUUCGAUAUUCCGAUCGACAGUAUCAUUGCUCACGUGUCUUCUCUGAUCCAAAAGCCUACUGUUUCCGGUUGCAGUGUAAUUGUAAUGGUAGGUGGUUUCUCCGAGAGCACACUUCUCCAGGAUAGAAUUCGAUCGAAGUUUUCGACCAUGGAUGUAAUUACGCCAAACGAAGCGGGAACAGUCGUUCUUAAAGGCGCCGUCAUAUUUGGUCACAAUCCUGGCGCCAUUGCACAGCGGGUUCUCAAAAUCACGUAUGGCCAAGAAAUAACGCACGCCUUUAAAGAGGAAUGUCUUCGCGAGCAUCCUGAAGCAGACCGAGAGCGAGAUGACAAUGGUGAAAUGCGAUGCUUUAACAUCAUUGAUAUACAUGCGCGGGCUGGACAAGCAGUCACUGAUGGCCAGGAGCAGCCUGAACAGGUCUAUACACCGCUAUAUGACGACCAAGCCGAACUGGAAUGUUCGAUUCUUACAAGUGAAAUCGAUAACCCAAAAUAUGUCACGGAUUGCCACGAAAUCGGCAAGUGGUGUUUCCCAAUCCCAGACACAUCGCUCGGUCGAAGCAGGGAAUUUGGAGUUACCUUUAUGUUUGGAGGAACAGAAGUAGUUGUGAAAGUUGUCGACAAAGUUUCCAAGGUGGAGAAGAAAAUCCAUCUAGACUGUUUGUAAGGAGAUGAACAUGAAUAUCGUGACAAUCAAGAGGUAAUGAAUCCGAUCGUAUUGGUGAAUUUUAUGGAGAAAAUAAAUAAAAUCAUAUUCAAAUGGAACAUUUGCAAUACAGAAAAAAAACAUUCUCACGUAGUUCACAAAAAAGCUCAUUUUGCAUUGUUGCCUCAGUUAUAUAAACAAUUAGGUUGGUCAUUAUAUGAGAUCACAGGGGGAUUCAUAAAAAUGGCAACCAGGGACGGGGCUUGUUUUUACUAUGGAAAACAUUGACCCGAUUUCAUAAAAUUUUUACAGAAAUGUUACUUGGGGGACCCUUUUAGCAAUUAAUUUAUGUUUUCUUCUACUGAUUCAUUUUAUUUUAUCAUUAUUUUAUUGUUUUUCAAUCAUUGAACACGCUCUUUUGUAACAAGGUAUAUAAAUCGAACAAAAAUAUUUUGAGAGUUUUUGUUUUUAUAUGGGCGAGCGUUUGGGCGGGCGGAGUCCAGUAUCCAUUUAUCUCAGUAAGCGGGCUACCGUAUACAUAUACAUGUACAGUGUGUUUUCUGUACACGAAUUUCGUCGAAAUCACGUCAAGCGAAUGCCAACGCUCGUUUGUUUCUCUUAUUUUGCCCGACAAUUAAUGUCAGCUCGAGUUACGUGCCCUGUUUGCCAUUGGUAACAUCUCUACAUAGUUCCAUUGUCUGUAUUAAAGUAUCCGAUGUAUAAUAGGUCAACAAUUGAUGCUUGGUGUUGUUUUCUUGUUAUACGAGUUAAGUCAUUGCGAAAUUUCACUUUGAAAUUGAAUUUGAACUGCUCGGCGAUACUCGAAUACACUUUCCUCGUGCUUUCGUACAUGACAACGUAGUGCACAAAAGUGUCGGAAACGAACAUGUUCCCUGACAACGUAGUGCAGAAAAUGUACCCCAAACGUACACGUUCUUUGACAACGUAAUGCACAAAAAGGUUUGCAAACUUACACGUUCCCUUAUAACGUAGAGCUCAAAAUGUUCCCCACACGUUAACUAACGUUCCUUGACAACGAUUUCCUGUUUACGUUGUGCACAAAAUGGUCCCCACACGUACACGUUCCCUGGUUACGUAGUGCACAAAAUGGUUUAAUUAAAAGUAUUGUAUGCUUAUAUUUUUGAUUGCGCUUUAUUAAAAUUGCAUAAUAUACUUUCCAUAAACCAUACAAUAAAAGAAAUAAGAAGUAGCGCGUUGUUGCGCGUGAUUUAUCUUACAUAGGGGGUGUAAGACUACACGUUCCCCGAUAACGUAGUGCACAAAACGUCUCCCCCACGUAUACGUUCCGGUACAAAAAGUUGUUUAUUUUUUAAAGGUUAUAACGUAUUGGAUACGAUAUAACAUUUAUAACCAUCAAAUACUAUUGUAUGAGAUAAAAUGAAAACAACAUUAAACAGUGAUGCCUA